GCUGUGUGGCGCGGCUGCCGCUCUUUCCCUGCCGAGUGUGUAUUUCCCGAACACUGGCGGGGGACGUGGUUCCAGUCCAGCGUUCGUCAGCUCAUCCACAUUUCCGACAAGGAAGUCAGCUCCAAAGGCAACUGCACCGAGGCCAGCGGCCAAAAAUACGUCGUGCAUAAUAAAAGCAGGCGAUGCUAUCAAUGCGUUAUUUUCUACGAGAAGCAUGUCAACGUCAUCCAGUACAAGGAAUCCUUCUGCAGUGCGGACUCGGAGCCACCCGACCUGACGUCACUCUGCGGUCACGUGACCGGCGACGGCCAGCUGUACUCGAUGUUCCGCGUCGACUACCGGGCGAUCGAGUGUCCGCUGCGGGGUCCGUUCAGCUUCUCCUACUCACGCGGCCACAUGGUGCACCAGGAGUGCACGCACCCCCGGUCGCGCCUCGAGCGCUGCAACGACCACUCCCGCAUGUUGUUCCGCUACCAGGCGUGCGUCGACGUGGCCGGCGCUGAGGCGGCAGUUGAAGAGAUGGAGUGCAUGGGGAUGUGGAAGGAGGGCUCGGCGCGCUACCUGGUCACGCGGCGCGUCUCAUCGGCCAUCGCCACCAGCGAGGAUCGCUACCGCUGCUUCAUCUACGAGCGCGCUAAGCCAAAGGAGGAGGCGUGGCUGGACUACCGGCUGGCCGAGUCGGCCGAGGCCACCUGCAGCGGCCUCUUCAGCACCAGAGACGGCACGCGCCGCCUCAAGCUGCUAAUGGUCGGUUCGUACAACAAGUGCCAGUUCCCACCGUGGACGACCGUCCACCGGCGCUGGCACUCGCUCGACCGGCGCACCACCUACCAGUUCAACAAGAAGAACACCACGCUGACGGUGCAGGGGCCGCACAACGCCACCAAGAUCGAGUGCGCCGAGCUGGUCGAGGUCAGCACGCGAGAGACGCUCCUCGUGGUGCGUGCCACCACUGGCUGCGUGGGUGGCUUCCAGUGCAUGGCAUUCUACCGCCGGGACGGUCACGUGAUGGAGAGUCAGCUGGGCACAAUCAGCCCAACUCCAGAGGAGGCGUGCAGUAGGACGAACUUCCCCAGGAGCGCCGUCGACUUCCACACGCUCGUCUCGUCCAGCCAGCACCACGCGGCGUGCCCACACCUGGGUCAGUACAGCGUGACGGGCGUGUCGCUGGGUCAGCGGACGGGCCGCGGCGCCGAGGAGCGGGACGAGCGCGGCCUCGACCUCGGCGCCUACUUCAGCUCACUGCGGGUCGGCUGCCAGUCCCACGACACCAUGGUGCUCUCCGGCAGCAUGGGCGUCCGGUCCAGAGCGUUCUCGUGUCAGGGCAGCUGGCGGGAGAACGACACGCUGUACCUGGUGGCGUCGCCGAGCAGCCAGCGGUCAGAGCCGGCGCCGCACUUCUGCUUUGUGUACACGGUAUCGCCAGACGGACCCCGCUUCUCGACCGUGCACCGAACGUGCCCGCGGGGCACACAGCCCGCCGUCGAGCGGCUCAUGGCCUUCAACGUCACAGCCAGGGCCGAGUGUCUGACAGGCCGGGGCCAGUGGUCGCGACCGCUGCGGCCGGCCCUGGCGCUCUGUGCACUCCUCGCGGCGCUGGCGGUGCGGUAGGCGACUCCGUCCACCGAGAGCGAGAGAGUGUCGCCGGCCGCCUCCUGUGGCAUCCACAAGGGCGUCGCGUGCCGGCGUGACGUACGCCGUCGGCGCCGACGCCGAGGCCGUGGCGUGCUGCGGUGACGGCCGCUGUCGGCGGUGGCCGGACCGCGCCGCCAGCCGCGGCCCGGGUGUCGGCCGUGUCACACCCCCGCCCGGCAGUGACGCGUGACGCGUGACGCGUGACGCCGCCGCCGCCAGCUGAGUCGUUGUCCCCCGGACGCGCUGCCCGCCGCGGGACGGGCGGCCGCCGGCAUGUGAUAGUGAAGUAAAUCUGUCCGUGAUAGAGAAACAGAGUAAUUAUGUUUUAUAUUAACAGAAGAUACCUGGUGUGUACGCGGGGCUCGCGGGCUGUUCGUCGAAGCAUGGGCAGACGUGUGUGGUCUGUGUCGGUGUCGCGAGAGCAUUGCGAGGAGCCAGGCUAUGUUGUAUAUGCGUGCCCACUUGUAACACGGCUUUCAUUGUCGGGACUGGGGAUAGUUUCGAUGUCCCUGUUCACGGUAAACGUGUGGCGCGAGCACUGUUGCCGUGUAAGCGAUCCGUACAAACGGGCCUAUCGUGCUAUGUGGAAGCCGCGUAUAGUGCCAUCUUAACGUAACUGUGCUAUGUAGACACUCAAUCCUUUUGCAUUGUAGUCUGAUACAAAUGCAAUACAUGCUGUUCAUUAA
Molecule: messenger RNA, 2321 nt
Organism: Pollicipes pollicipes
Lineage: Eukaryota; Metazoa; Arthropoda; Thecostraca; Pollicipedomorpha; Pollicipedidae
Exons: 9
Biological process (GO): autophagosome-lysosome fusion
Source: RefSeq, a predicted model, not a curated record